This is a messenger RNA of Ixodes scapularis (black-legged tick), 1143 nucleotides long. RefSeq names its product beta-alanine-activating enzyme. The coding region runs from base 1 to 1143 and encodes 380 amino acids. The record is from RefSeq and is a predicted model, not a curated record. Lineage: Eukaryota; Metazoa; Arthropoda; Arachnida; Ixodida; Ixodidae. Gene Ontology annotation, biological process: amino acid activation for nonribosomal peptide biosynthetic process. The transcript has 7 exons.
AUGUGGACCUCCGGGUCGACGGGAGAGCCAAAGACGGUUAAGGUACCCCAUGCCUGCAUCGUCCCGAAUGUGCUGCACUUGAGGACAAUUUUCAAUAUAUCUUCCGAAGACGUCAUCUUCGUGUCAUCUCCACUGACGUUUGACUCCAUUGUGGUCCAAAUGUUUAUGGCAUUGUCGACUGGGGCCACCUUGCUGGUGACGUCGGAACAUCUGAGACGGAUUCCGGGACAAACGACAGCUCAUGUUCUGACCAGGAAUGGAGUCACCGUUCUUCAGGGAACUACCAGUUUCUUCGUUCGCCUGGGCGCUGCUCUCGUCAAGGAUUCGCUACUCUCCAGGGACACGAGGCUGCGAGUCGUGGCGUUCGGAGGCGAAGACUGUCCCUCCGUGGCCAUGCUGAAACGCUGGAGCGGCAUCGGGAACGCGACGGAGUUCUACAACCUGUACGGCACGACCGAGGUGUCGUGUUGGUCCACGUGCCACAGGAUCGACCUCGUGACGACCAGGGAUGCCAAGUACGUUCCCCUUGGGGAUCCCUUGGACGCAACGGUGUUGGAAGUGAGGAAUGAGCUCGGAGAAGUCAUUAGUGAAGGAGACGGUCUGCUCUUCAUUGGCGGUCUCAACAAACAGUGCCUGGUGGGCAACGAGACGUGGGACCAAAUUGGGCCGUCCUACCUCCGCAACUCGGGAGACCUCGUCCACGCGUCGGGCGGCGUCCUCACGUUCCUGGGUCGGAGGGACUCCAACUUCAAGUACAACAACCGCCUGGUUCACUGCGCCCUGCUGACCAAGACACUGUUGAGUUCGGGGCCCGUGGAGACCUGCCACGGCCACUACUCCAAACCCGAGAAGAUGCUCUUCCUCUUCGUCACGCUGGCUCAAGACUGCGCACCUGAAGAGGCGAUGCCGCCGCUGAGGUCGAGCAUCGAGCAGCACUGCGAGUGUCCGUUCCAGAUAGUCCCGGUACGCACGCUGCCGCUCAACUGCCACGGCAAGGUUGACGUACAAGCACUUCUUUACCAAUCCAAGAAAGAGGGUUUGCUGGAUUAUGGCUUUGCGUAUCGUCAGCACCUGUCCAAGCUGUGGAAGGUGCUCAGCACGGGUCGGUGCAUGAGGCACAUCAUGCUGAGUGUAGUCACCUAA